UCCAGCCAGGGGACGAGACGCUCUCCUCCCUGCCUUUCUCCUGCAUGGUGGAUUUCCUGCUCGAUGUCUCUUUCUUGGAUGAUAUGGGGGAUCAUUCCAAAAAGAAAUCAGGAAUUGCAAUGUGCGUGGGCUGUGGAAGUCAGAUACACGACCAGUACAUCAUGAGGGUGUCCCCGGACCUGGAGUGGCAUGCAGCCUGUCUCAAGUGUGCAGAGUGCAGUCAGUACCUCGACGAGACCUGCACUUGCUUCGUCCGGGACGGAAAGACUUACUGUAAAAGAGAUUACACAAGGUUAUUUGGCAUAAAAUGUGCAAAAUGCAACACGGGCUUCUGCAGCAGCGACCUGGUGAUGAGAGCCAGGGAAAAUGUGUAUCACAUGGAGUGUUUCCGGUGCUCCGUGUGCAGUCGACACCUCUUGCCCGGGGAUGAGUUCACGGUGCGGGAAGACGAGCUGUUGUGUAGGGCCGAUCAUGCCUUGUUGCUGGAUAGGAGCUCCGCAGGGAGUCCUCUCAGCCCGGGAAACCUCCACUCCAGACCUCUGCACAUCUCAGACCCAGUCUCAGUUCGGCAUCCACCACAUCACCGGAACCACAUCCACAAGCAAACAGAGAAGACCACCCGGGUCCGGACGGUUCUCAACGAGAAGCAGCUCCACACACUACGGACGUGCUACAACGCCAACCCGAGGCCCGACGCUCUGAUGAAGGAGCAGCUGGUGGAGAUGACCGGCCUCAGCCCCAGGGUGAUCCGGGUCUGGUUCCAGAACAAACGCUGCAAAGACAAGAAGAAGUCCAUUCUGAUGAAGCAGCUGCAGCAGCAGCAACACAACGACAAGACUAACCUCCAGGGCCUCACAGGGACACCUUUAGUUGCCGGUAGUCCCAUCCGACACGACACCACCGUGCAGGGCAACCCGGUGGAGGUGCAAACCUACCAACCACCCUGGAAGAGCCUGAGCGACUUUGCCCUGCAGAGUGACCUUGACCAGCCUGUCUUCCAACAAUUGAUGUCUUUUUCGGAGUCGGGCUCUUUGGGGAACUCUUCCGCCAGUGACGUCACUUCUCUAUCGUCGCAGUUACCGGACACACCAAACAGCAUGGUUCCCAGUCCAGUGGACACGUGAUGAGGUCACAUGGCGCCAAAUAAUAAUUCUCAGAGCAAUCAACUUCGAUGAUGAUGGUGGAUUUACACUACGGAGGAAGAAUACUGAGCGAUUCCUACUUUUUUUUUUGCUCUUCAGUGGACACUGUGAGGAUUCGAAUACGAGGACGCUAAACCAUCUUCAAAUGGAAGAAGGCAACGCUGCGUGGAUGUGCAUGACGUUAUUAUCGACUCUUAACUGUACGCAAGACACAAGACCCUGGAACAUAACUUAUUACUGCUAUUAUAUUAUUAUUUAUUAU
Dunckerocampus dactyliophorus (ringed pipefish) is the source of this 1404-nucleotide messenger RNA. RefSeq names its product ISL LIM homeobox 2a (gene isl2a). The record is from RefSeq and is a predicted model, not a curated record. Gene Ontology annotation, cellular component: nucleus. NCBI's taxonomy places the organism in Eukaryota, Metazoa, Chordata, Actinopteri, Syngnathiformes, Syngnathidae. Gene Ontology annotation, biological process: neuron fate specification; axonogenesis; positive regulation of transcription by RNA polymerase II. Bases 45 to 1124 code for a protein of 359 amino acids. The transcript has 6 exons. Gene Ontology annotation, molecular function: cis-regulatory region sequence-specific DNA binding; DNA-binding transcription factor activity, RNA polymerase II-specific.